AAAAUUUUAUAUUUAUUUUAUUAAAGAGAGUUUUGUCUUAUAUAAAAAAAAUCAUAGAAUUAUUAAAUCUGAAUAUUUAAAUUUAUCUUAUUGAUCAAUAUUCAUUUUUAAUAAAAAAAAUAUAUUAUUUAUAUUUAUUUAAUUAUCAAGCUAACAUGGCCACAGAAGAGGUACAAAAACAAUUUCAACGAGAACUAGACGCUUUUAAACAAUGUCAAAAAGAAGUAAAUCAAUUAGCAAGUAUGCGCCAACAACUUGACGGCCAGUUAAAUGAAAACUCCAUUGUAAAAGAAGAACUAGGAUUAUUAAAGCCUUCUGGUGAAGUGUUUAAAAUGGUUGGCCCUAUAUUAUUACGCCAAGACCAUACUGAAGCUAAAGAAAAUAUAGAAAAACGAAUGAGUUACAUAAAGAAUGAAUUGAAAAGAAUUGAUGAUCGAAUUCAAACUUUAGAAAAUAAACAAGAUGAACACCGUGAUAAAUUAACUAAAUUACAACAGCAGUUUCAAGCUCAACAAGAGAAAAAGUGAUUUAUUUUAUUAUAUUAUAUUAUUAAUGAAUCUUGAACUUUGUUAUGAUUAACCUGUUAAUAAAUAUUAACUAGAAUGUCAUAAAUAUUUCAACUGUAAAGAAAUUGAAAACAUUUUUUCUUGCACUAUAUAAAUUGAGGUAUAUAUAUUAAAUUUACUUAAUAAUUUACUUUUUUAUAUAUAAUUUAUAAUAUUUUUUAACUCCUAAGUCAGAUAUG
Messenger RNA from Daktulosphaira vitifoliae (grape phylloxera), 745 nucleotides. It is a transcript of the gene Pfdn6, whose product is annotated as prefoldin subunit 6. The record is from RefSeq and is a predicted model, not a curated record. Lineage: Eukaryota; Metazoa; Arthropoda; Insecta; Hemiptera; Phylloxeridae. The coding region runs from base 156 to 527 and encodes 123 amino acids. Gene Ontology annotation, molecular function: protein-folding chaperone binding. Gene Ontology annotation, biological process: chaperone-mediated protein complex assembly; protein folding. The transcript has a single exon. Gene Ontology annotation, cellular component: prefoldin complex; cytoplasm.